AUGGCCGGCAACGUGAAAAAGAGCUCUGGGGCCGGGGGCGGCGGCGGCUCCGGGGGCUCCGGCGGCCUGAUCGGGCUCAUGAAGGACGCCUUCCAGCCGCACCACCACCACCACCACCUCAGCCCCCACCCGCCGGGGACCGUGGACAAGAAGAUGGUGGAGAAGUGCUGGAAGCUCAUGGACAAGGUGGUGCGGUUGUGUCAGAACCCAAAGCUGGCGCUAAAGAAUAGCCCACCUUAUAUCUUAGACCUGCUGCCAGAUACCUACCAGCAUCUCCGCACUAUCUUGUCAAGAUAUGAGGGGAAGAUGGAGACACUUGGAGAAAAUGAGUAUUUUAGGGUGUUCAUGGAGAAUUUGAUGAAGAAAACUAAGCAGACCAUAAGCCUCUUCAAGGAGGGGAAAGAAAGAAUGUAUGAGGAGAAUUCUCAGCCUAGGCGAAACCUGACCAAACUGUCCCUGAUCUUCAGCCACAUGCUGGCAGAACUAAAAGGAAUCUUCCCAAGUGGACUUUUUCAAGGAGACACGUUUCGGAUUACUAAAGCAGAUGCUGCAGAAUUUUGGAGGAAAGCUUUUGGGGAAAAGACAAUAGUCCCUUGGAAGAGCUUCAGACAGGCCCUUCAUGAAGUACAUCCCAUCAGUUCUGGGCUGGAGGCCAUGGCUCUGAAAUCCACUAUUGAUCUGACCUGCAAUGAUUAUAUUUCAGUUUUUGAAUUCGACAUCUUUACAAGACUCUUUCAGCCCUGGUCCUCUUUGCUGAGGAACUGGAAUAGCCUUGCUGUAACUCAUCCUGGUUACAUGGCUUUCCUGACAUAUGAUGAAGUGAAAGCACGACUCCAGAAAUUCAUUCACAAACCUGGCAGUUACAUUUUCCGGCUGAGCUGUACCCGUCUGGGUCAGUGGGCUAUUGGGUAUGUCACUGCUGAUGGGAACAUUCUCCAGACAAUCCCUCACAAUAAACCUCUCUUCCAAGCGCUGAUUGAUGGCUUCAGGGAAGGCUUCUAUUUGUUUCCUGAUGGACGGAAUCAGAAUCCCGACCUGACAGGCUUAUGUGAACCAACUCCUCAAGACCACAUCAAAGUGACCCAGGAGCAAUAUGAAUUAUACUGUGAGAUGGGCUCCACAUUCCAACUGUGUAAAAUAUGUGCUGAGAAUGACAAAGAUGUGAAGAUUGAGCCCUGUGGCCACCUCAUGUGCACAUCCUGUCUAACAUCCUGGCAGGAAUCAGAAGGCCAGGGCUGUCCUUUCUGCCGAUGUGAAAUUAAAGGUACUGAGCCCAUUGUGGUUGAUCCCUUUGAUCCUAGAGGAAGUGGCAGCCUGUUGAGGCAAGGAGCAGAGGGAGCUCCCUCCCCAAAUUAUGAUGAUGAUGAUGAUGAACGAGCUGAUGAUUCUCUCUUCAUGAUGAAGGAAUUGGCUGGUGCCAAGGUGGAACGACCUCCUUCUCCAUUCUCCAUGGCCCCACAAGCUUCCCUUCCCCCAGUGCCACCACGACUUGACCUUCUACAGCAGCGAAUAUGUAUCCCUUCAAGUGCUUCUGGUCUUGGAACUGCUUCUAAGGCUCCUUCUGGCUCUCUUCAUAAGGACAAACCAUUACCAAUACCUCCCACUCUUCGAGAUCUUCCACCACCACCCCCUCCAGACCGGCCGUAUUCUGGUGGAGCAGAAACCCGGCCUCAGAGACGCCCCUUGCCUUGUACACCGGGCGACUGUCCUUCCAGAGACAAACUGCCCCCUGUCCCCUCUGGCCGCAUUGGAGAAACGUCAUGGCUGCAUCGGCCAGUCCCCAAAGUACCAGUAGUUGCCCCAAAUCCUAGUGACCCCUGGACAGGGAGAGAAUUAACCAACCGGCAUUCACUUCCGUUUUCAUUGCCCUCACAAAUGGAACCCAGAACCGAUACGCCUAGGCUCGGAAGCACAUUCAAUCUGGAUACCUCCAUGAAUAUGAAUAGCAGCCCAUUAGCAGGUGCAGAGUGUGAGCAUCCCAAAAUCAAACCUUCCGCGUCUGCCAAUGCCAUUUAUUCUCUGGCUGCCAGACCUCUUCCUGUGCCAAAGCUGCCCCCUGGGGAGCAGUGUGAAAGUGAAGAGGACACAGAGUAUAUGACUCCUUCCUCUAGGCCCGUGGGACUUCAAAAGCCAGAAGUGAAGUGGCCUCCGGAGAUAACGCAGAGUUCACGAACGUGUGACUGUGACCAGCAGAUCGAUAGCUGCACGUACGAAGCCAUGUAUAAUAUUCAGUCCCAGGUGGCGCCGUCUGUCACAGAGAGUGGUACCUUUGGUGACGGGAAUUUGGCUGCAGCCCAUGCCAACACUGGCCCUGAGGAGUCAGAAAAUGAAGAGGACGGGUAUGAUGUCCCCAAGCCACCCGUGCCUGCGGUGCUGGCCCGCCGCACGCUCUCCGACAUCUCCAACGCCAGUUCCUCCUUUGGCUGGCUGUCCCUGGAAGGUGAUCCCCCAACACACGUCACUGAGAGUGCACAGGUUCCUGAGAGGCCACCCAAGCCGUUCCCUCGGAGAAUCAACUCUGAACGGAAAGCAGGCAGCUGUCAGCAGAGCAGUGCUGCCGCCUCAGCCGCCGCCUCCCCGCAGCUCUCCAGCGAGAUCGAGAGCCUCCUGAGUCAGGGCUACUCCUAUCAGGACAUUCAGAAAGCCUUGGUCAUUGCCCACAACAACAUUGAAAUGGCCAAAAACAUCCUCCGGGAAUUCGUUUCUAUUUCUUCUCCAGCCCACGUGGCCACCUAGCACACCCCCUCCCUGCUGCAGC
Messenger RNA from Budorcas taxicolor (takin), 2758 nucleotides. RefSeq names its product Cbl proto-oncogene (gene CBL). Gene Ontology annotation, cellular component: membrane raft; plasma membrane. The transcript has 16 exons. Bases 1 to 2736 code for a protein of 911 amino acids. Gene Ontology annotation, biological process: negative regulation of epidermal growth factor-activated receptor activity; cell surface receptor signaling pathway. The record is from RefSeq and is a predicted model, not a curated record. Gene Ontology annotation, molecular function: SH3 domain binding; ubiquitin protein ligase activity; receptor tyrosine kinase binding. NCBI's taxonomy places the organism in Eukaryota, Metazoa, Chordata, Mammalia, Artiodactyla, Bovidae.